GAAUAAUGAGAUAUGAGAAUGAGAGAAUUUGUGAUGGAGGAACGAGCGUAUUCGAAGGUUAUUACACCAACACCUCAUAAGCAUCACUCUUAGCAUUAUUCAAGACAAGAUUUAAUUAAGCUUCGAAUCUGUAACUGUAACUUCUGUACAAGUAAGUAAGUCACUACAUGGUUUUAUUAACUAAGAAUCUCCACGCCCAGUAAGUGUCUCAAAGAAAGAAAUUAAAACAUGGAUCUGGAUGUCGAGUCUUGUCUUAAAGAUUGGAACGAUCUGCAGAACGAGUACAAAGAGCUCGAGGCAUUAAACAGGUCUUACUUAGCAAAAUUAGAAGAACUCAGUGAGUUACAAAAAAAAUGUGUAAGCGGGAUAUCACACCAAAAAUACCGAAUGGGAGUUAUAAAGAAGUCUUUAAAUCAAUUACAUGCGAGCAACACUCGCCAAAUGCUAGACAAGGAUAUGAUUAGGAGGGAACAGCAGAUACACGAAAUGGAACAAACAUUGCCUAAACCAAAUGGCACUUAUCUUUCUAUUAUAUUAGGUAGUGUUAAUGUCUCGAUAUUAAAUAAGAAUGAUAAAUUCAAGUACAAAGAUGAAUAUGAAAAAUUCAAGCUCGUUUUAUCUGUGAUUGGUUUUUUUCUCUCUGUUGUAAACUUAUUUACUAACAUAAGAACACUGGAGCUGAGUUUCAUGUUCUUGCUAGUCUGGUAUUAUUGUACUUUGACUAUAAGAGAGAGUAUACUUAAAGUAAACGGUUCAAAAAUUAAAGGAUGGUGGCGUUUUCACCAUUUUCUAUCAACUGUUGUAUCUGGUGUACUUUUAGUUUGGCCAAACACUGGGCCGUGGUAUACAUUCCGGCAACAGUUUAUGUGGUUCAAUGUUUACAUUAGUAUAGUACAAUAUUUGCAAUUCCGCUACCAAAGUGGCGUACUUUAUCGAUUAAAAGCACUAGGUGAACGGCACAACAUGGACAUAACGAUUGAAGGCUUUCAUUCAUGGAUGUGGCGAGGCUUGUCUUUUCUUCUUCCGUUUCUCUUUAUUGGUUACUUCUUUCAACUCUAUAAUGCCUAUGUGCUUUUCAAGCUUGCUUGGCAUCCUGAAGCAACUUGGCAUGUGCCUGUUCUGAGUGCCAUGUUUUUGGUGCUGUUUCUGGGAAACACUACUACAACGAUACUAGUGAUACCACAAAAACUCAAGUCUACCGUGAUAGACCACUUUAGCUCUGGUAUGGGAUUCAAAUCUGCCUCUAAAAAGGAUGAAAAGAUAAGUGAAAAGUCGGAGGAGACCAAUGCAACAAAUAAAAUUGAUUAAAAGCCUAGUUAAACAAUUCUAUUAGAGAAGAAAUUCUUGUGGAAUCACUAACCAAGAUUUUAAAAUCAUUAAACAAGUGUUUAGCAUGUUCACAUUUAUAAUCAUGAAAAAAAAAAUUAGAAUAAUUUGUAGAUAAUUUUUUCAAGUACUUACGCAUUUUGAUUUUUGAAAUAGCUAUAACACUUAAAAAAAUUCAGUUUUUUAGUUAAUUGUAAAAUUCAAAGAUGACGAUUGUAAGAGUCUUAGCCUAUUUAGCUUAAAAUAACGUGGGCCAAAACAUACAAGACAAAGAAGACGGAGAAAUGAUACAACGUUUUAACGCUCAUCUAGUCCGAAAUCUAGCUCUACAGUUGACUGUAUGUGAAUCGCCACGCACAAGAUUUUUGCAGAAUCGUUGCCAUGCAUCAUUCCAAGGUGUGGAGGAAAGCGCUCACUAAUAAAAAAAGGAAAAAAAAAAAAGAAAAAACUGUUCUACUUUAGUAUUUUAACCUUUACUGCGUGUAUGUAUACGCAACUAAUGGCAGUGACAGAUUUAUUUUUGUAUGUACAUCAAAAAUUGACAACUUUGUUUUAUAUUAUCUAACGUUUGUGUUAUUGCAGCUAUGUUUUUCAAUUUGAAUUUAAUACUUGUCGAUUAUGAUUUUUUUAAUGGCCGUUGUAUUGCAAGUGUACCUUAGAGAUUUUUAAAUGUACUCACAGUUUAAGCUAAUUUUUGAUAUAUUAAGUGUAUUUUGGUUCCUAUAUAUUUUCUUAUCAAUAGUUUAUAAUUUAUACCACGAAUAAUUUCAUUGUAUUUGUGUUUUGUUAAUGGAUUAUCAUCUUAAG
Molecule: messenger RNA, 2133 nt
Organism: Copidosoma floridanum
Lineage: Eukaryota; Metazoa; Arthropoda; Insecta; Hymenoptera; Encyrtidae
Product: transmembrane protein 120 homolog
Cellular component (GO): membrane
Source: RefSeq, a predicted model, not a curated record